AUGUAUUUUGGUGGAGCGGUGAGGAGAGUUGCGUUUGUGAGUGGUGGCCCAUUUCACCAUCUCACAAUGCCUACGCUCAGGGCUCUUCCUCCACUUGCUGUCGUCAAUCUUCUCUCUGUUCGUCAUUUAACGAACAAGUCGCCUCAGCGCAAGCAAACCAUGAUAACCAAGACUAAGGAAAUAGGUAAGAAAAUGAGUAUUGAAACGGUCGAAACGACUAAGAAAAUCAAAGAAAAUACACUGGCCAAAUCUAAAGAGUUGAAAGAAAGUUUUUCCAGCAUGAUUCCUUCCGAGUAUCACGAGAAUAUAUAUACCAUCCCUAAUAUUUUAACCUUCACAAGACUACUUUCUGCUCCUAUCAUUGGAUAUUUGAUAGUUCACAACCACGUAACGUCAGCUCUUUCUUUAUUCACGUAUUCAUGUAUCACAGAUUUUAUUGAUGGAUACAUUGCUAGAAAGUAUAAUAUGAAAUCCGUUGUCGGUACGGUGAUAGAUCCAAUGGCUGAUAAAUCAUUGAUGAUCAUAUGUACUGCUUGCAUGGCUCAAUCGCACCAAAUACCAAUGUACGUGGCUGUGAUCAUAUUAGGAAGAGACGUACUCUUGGGAUUAUCGGCCAUCUACUACAGAUACGUCUCCUUACCAAGACCAAAAACCUUCAAGAGAUUUUGGGAUUUUAGCAUUCCGAGUGCCGAGGUGAGGCCAACUACGAUAAGCAAGAUCAAUACAGGGCUGCAAAUGGUUUAUAUCGGGAGCUCGAUGAUAAAGCCAGUGUUGAUUCCAUAUUUAACAUCAGACUCUUCAGCCAUGGUAUUACAGGGUCUAUUUGCAUUGGAGAUCACCGUGGCAAUCUCCACUAUACUAAGUGGGCUGUCCUAUGUUUUCAGCAAGGAUGCAGUCAGAAUAUUAAAUAAAGAAAAUGCCAAAUAA
This is a messenger RNA of Komagataella phaffii GS115, 927 nucleotides long. Its product is annotated as Cardiolipin synthase. The transcript has a single exon. NCBI's taxonomy places the organism in Eukaryota, Fungi, Ascomycota, Pichiomycetes, Pichiales, Pichiaceae. The record is from RefSeq and is a predicted model, not a curated record. Gene Ontology annotation, molecular function: cardiolipin synthase activity. Gene Ontology annotation, cellular component: membrane; mitochondrion. Bases 1 to 927 code for a protein of 308 amino acids. Gene Ontology annotation, biological process: cardiolipin biosynthetic process.